CGCCGCUUCGAGCUGUCGAACCCUUUUGUUCUUGAGCGACGGCGCAACUCAACAUGGAAAUGUUUCUUCCAAAUUGGGCGGGUCUCAAUAUUGCGUCAACGAGACGAGGAUGAAUCGCUCUCGAUUCCAUCUGCGCUGCUUUCCUUUCAGAAGGGAACCUCCCCUGUCCAACCGCUUGCGCUGUUGAUAUUUCGGCCUCAUCUUAUUUGCUCUCAGCUCACCAUUUAGCGUUUAGUUCCUUUUUCCGUCUUCUGUGUUUGUCUUCUCAAUCAAACGGCUUGGAUACCGAACCA
This is a messenger RNA of Mycena citricolor, 293 nucleotides long. The record is from the annotation of a GenBank genome assembly. NCBI's taxonomy places the organism in Eukaryota, Fungi, Basidiomycota, Agaricomycetes, Agaricales, Mycenaceae.